AUGUCAACAGCGGACGAAGUGGAUUUGAGUACUCAGGCGGGGUCUUCUUCUUCGGUCAUCAAAACGGGGAAAAGGCAUAAGAAAGAACGUACUGAGCAGGCGCAACAAUUGGACGACGAAAUACCAAAAAAGAAACGUCAGACAGAAAUUCCAGACUUACUAGAGGUGGACCUCACAGCACCAGAACCAAAAAGUAAAGCUGAGCUUCGGGCAGCUAGAAAAAAAGCCAAACAUCAUGCCAAUGGGUCGAACGACGAAGAAGGGGCUGGAGCAGCGAAUGACGGAUCCAAGAAGAAGAGAUCCAAGAUUGUGGGUGAAGGGAAAGAUGAGAAGCAUACAGACAAGGAAGGAGGCAAGUUGAAGAAGCAAAAUUCGGUAUGGAUUGGGAACUUGUCUUUCCGCACUACGUUGGAAAGAUUGAAGGAAUUUUUCAAUAAGGGUGUGAAGGAAUUGGGAGGCUCAGAGGAAAGUGUGACCAGGGUGAAUAUGCCUACUAAACCUGGCCAUGGGGCUUUUGCUCAGAAUAAGGGGUUUGCGUAUGUCGAUUUUGUUUCUCCCGAGAGUCAAGCGUUAGCUGUAAGUUUGACGGAAAGAUUGGUGGAAGGUAGAAAAGUUUUGAUCAAGCUUGGUGAUGACUUCAAAGCCGAUCCUAAUGCUCGUACCCCCAAACCUCUCGUCAUCCCUGGUCUGGGCAAACAAACGAACCCCGAGAGCGCCACCCUGUUCGUCGGCAACCUCCCUUUCGACGCAACGGAGGAGGGUUUACGGGAUAUGAUCGAGGGCAACGCUUUGAUUCCUGAUCCUGCUACUACAGACAACCAGGAAGAUGAAGACGAGGACAUAGGGGAGAAACAAGGGAGGGGAGGAAAAAAUAGUGGGCUACGUAAAGUUCGUUUGGGAGCUUUUGAAGAUACAGGGAGAUGUAAAGGUUUCGCUUUCUUAGAUUUCAACACUGCCGCUUUUGCAACAAAAGCCCUACUAAACAAAAAGAACCGGUUUAUGGCAGGUCGUAAGCUUCAACUCGAGUACGCCUCCGAGGAAGCUUCCAAACGAUCGGGUACAGGACGGGUGAAUCCCAGCGAAGGAAAAGCAAGGGGUGGUGCGGUGAAGCGUAAGGUUGUGUCGAGAGAAGCUGGGCAUGAGAAAUCAGAGGACGAGGUAGAGACUAAGAUUGACAAGAGAGGUAAAAAGUGGGAAGCGGCUGGUCGACCGCGUCCUGGAGCAGCUUUAGCUAUGGCGAAAAGGGAGAACGUAUCUAUAGUUGUUGGUGCGCCGCAGAACGAGAAGAUUACAUUUGAAUGA
Messenger RNA from Tremella mesenterica DSM 1558, 1302 nucleotides. RefSeq lists its product as uncharacterized. Gene Ontology annotation, molecular function: RNA binding. Bases 1 to 1302 code for a protein of 433 amino acids. The transcript has 6 exons. Lineage: Eukaryota; Fungi; Basidiomycota; Tremellomycetes; Tremellales; Tremellaceae. The record is from RefSeq and is a predicted model, not a curated record.